CCUUCUUCGCCACCAUCGCUACCUGCUGCUGACAGUCAGCACCCUGGUAUUAUCAAGCACGAAUUUCUGCAUCGGGAAGCUGCAAUGCCGAUCAUGGCUCGCUCUGCAGCUUCACCAGCCUGCCUAAGCACAAUUUCGAUUGAUACAGAGCUGUGAGACUCGCGCGUGUCCGCACCGCCAGGAAGGGAACAGCCCCGAGACGUUGGCCAUGAUGAAUUGUACAUAUAAAGCGCUGGAUGCUCGAGUUCUGAUGAAAAUCUCGACUCCUCCGAGGGUCGUCAAGCUCUUCACACUUAGUUUCUUCUCUUCCGCUAGAAGUUCAGGGCCUGGGUCUUGAUUGAGAAAUGCCUCUGAUCGAAUUGGCAACCGUGCGCCUGCACCCUUCGUUGUCUUCCAACCUAACCGACUCCUUCACUGCCACCUGGACUCGAGCCUGCGGCCUCGCCACUUCCGCUGCGAAUGGAGUUCCUUUCCAACUUUACCACUCCAUUGACCCGACAACCGAGGACGUGUACUAUCUUGUCGGCGGUUGGCAGAGCGGAGAUGACCAUAUUGCAUUCCUCUCGACCCCGGAUGCAGUGGCCCUGGCCAAAAGCAUUGGCGAAUAUAUGACUGUUGCGCUUGUGCGGCAUGUUGAUGGAGACAUCAGUGCUUUGGGCCAAGAGGAUGGAGGAAGACCCAAGCGAUUAAGGGUCACAGCAUAUCAAGUCCCUGAAUCAAUGAUUGACAACUGGGCUUUGAAGUGGAACAACAGCCCAUUUGCAAGCACGGGUGCUGGGGGAUGGGACUUGAGCAGCUCGGUACAGAAACAACAUAAAGCCUUCAAACAGAUGGGUGAGGCGACGAACAGUGUUGCCGCGUUCGGCGGCAAAGACGAGAGUGGCAGCAAAACCUGGGUAUGGCUCGAGAGCAGCGGGAACAGGUCCGAAGAGACUGAAAGAUCUCAAUACCCUCUCGAAGGAUUUGAAAACAUUCAGGCUGAAGUGUUUGAGAUGAAAUAUGUAGUGGGGUAACUGCCGAAUUGGUGGCCAUCAAGAUAUAACAGCCCAGUAUGGCAGCCCGCGGCGAUCCUCAUGCUUCCAUCUGUUCGUAGCUCCGGGCUUUUCAGAAUAAUACAUGAG
Molecule: messenger RNA, 1121 nt
Organism: Cladophialophora immunda
Lineage: Eukaryota; Fungi; Ascomycota; Eurotiomycetes; Chaetothyriales; Herpotrichiellaceae
Exons: 2
Coding region: 345-1013 (222 amino acids)
Source: RefSeq, a predicted model, not a curated record